AUGAUGCCAUUAAUUCCAUUCACUGCAACAGCAGAAACAUCAACGGCAAGUACAGCGACCACUACUGGAGUACCGAGUUCUACAUCAACUGCUGCAUCCACCAGUACAGCUGAAUCAACAACUACAAGCAAUUCCACUACAACCCCUGCAGCUGAAUCCACGACAACCGAAACAACACAAGGACCUACAACUACUGAAACAUCAACUGCAAGUACAGAGACAACCACUGCACUGGCAACCUCUUCAGAAACUCUUGCAUCAACUACCACACCCGGUGCAACAAGCACCUUGACUUCCACUCCAGCAUCGACAAGCAUCUCAACAUCACCGCUCACGAAGAGUGUCACUCUCGAAACCUCAACCAGUGCAGAGACCACGACUGAAACAGUGACUACAACAUCAACUCCAGAACCAACAG
Molecule: messenger RNA, 418 nt
Organism: Chiloscyllium plagiosum (whitespotted bambooshark)
Lineage: Eukaryota; Metazoa; Chordata; Chondrichthyes; Orectolobiformes; Hemiscylliidae
Source: RefSeq, a predicted model, not a curated record